UGUUAUCCUACGUGUCCAUCCCCGGCGUGUUAUCCUACGUGUCCAUCCCCGGCGUGUUAUCCUACGUGUCCAUCCCCGGCGUGUUAUCCUACGUGUCCAUCCCCGGCAUGUUAUCCUACGUGUCCAUCCCCGGCAUGUUAUCCUACGUGUCCAUCCCCGGCGUGUUCUCCUAUGUGUCCAUCCCCGGCACGUUCUCCUAUGUGUCCAUCCCCGGCACGUUCUCCUAUGUGUGUCCAUCCCCGGCAUGUUCUCCUAUGUGUCCAUCCCCGGCAUGUUAUCCUGUGUGUCCAUCCCCAGCAU
Molecule: messenger RNA, 300 nt
Organism: Staurois parvus
Lineage: Eukaryota; Metazoa; Chordata; Amphibia; Anura; Ranidae
Source: the annotation of a GenBank genome assembly